This is a messenger RNA of Ruditapes philippinarum (Manila clam), 2944 nucleotides long. RefSeq names its product zinc finger protein Xfin-like. The record is from RefSeq and is a predicted model, not a curated record. The transcript has 5 exons. Gene Ontology annotation, molecular function: DNA-binding transcription factor activity; histone deacetylase binding; RNA polymerase II cis-regulatory region sequence-specific DNA binding. The coding region runs from base 92 to 2353 and encodes 753 amino acids. Gene Ontology annotation, biological process: cell fate commitment; regulation of transcription by RNA polymerase II. Gene Ontology annotation, cellular component: cytoplasm; nucleus. NCBI's taxonomy places the organism in Eukaryota, Metazoa, Mollusca, Bivalvia, Venerida, Veneridae.
UCCGUGUCGAGAUGUUCCGAAUCCGAAUGUGUGAUUCUGGCUGCAGAUGCUGAGCAAAAAUUAAAAUUUCUUUGUUUUAGAUGAAGCAAACAUGGAGAACGAAGGCAACAGUUUGUUGGAAUUGCCACUAGAGACUGUAGAAAUACUAGAGGAAGUUCAUAUUCCCUCAAACCAUGUAGGAAAUGUGUCUGACACCCAUGUUGAUAAUGUGGGAGAAAUGUUGAUCGAUGAAGGUACACAAAGCGGAAUCUCUGGAAUGGAGUCAAACAGUAUAGAUUUUGAAUUUGUGAACACAGAUCUAGGGACUGGUUCAGAUUUUAAUAUAGACAACUCCAGUGUUUUUGGUAUGACAGAAAAUGGGAUGGAUGUGAGAGAAGACUGUGAGUAUUUGUUCAGAGAUUCUUCAUGUUUUUAUGAUAGUAACACAUGUGUCAGUAAACAGAUUGACUCAGGAACUCUUACUCAAAGUGGUAUGAUCUCGAUACCUAACUCGGGAAAAUUAAAUCUGUACAAAGACUUGGGUCUUAAAUUACAGGUCAUUCCAUUGAACAAUCUGCAGUAUGUGUCAACUAUUCAGACAAGCAAAGGUCUGCAUAUACUGGCUAUACCAUCACAGGCAUCACUACCUUCUAAUUGCGAUGAUAUCACUAUUCAACAACUAUGCCAGAAGUUAAAGGUUAAUUCUCCAGAACUCAGUUUAAACCAGUGUCUAGAAAGUAGACUACAAACUAAGUCACCACCUUUAAAAGUUAACAGUUCUGAAACUUUAUCAAAAGUAAAAGCAAAGGCUAUCAUGAAAAGCAGAAUCUCAGUUAAGGAUUCAUUUCUGUCAAAAUCUUCAAGAAAAUUAAGAAAUUCAGUAAAUAAGAAACUAAUAAUUUGUAGAAAUGACUCUCAUAGAAAAGGAUGUGUUCAAAGUAUGUUCAAUAACAACAGCUUGGUGAAUCAAAGAAAAGAUGUUAAAGGAGUUGUAGAUGUUAUUAAGUCUAAAAAUAUCAAAAAACACAGAAUGGUCUCUAUUUUAAAUAAGUCAGUUACAAGCAAACUUAAACAAACUCAACAUGUUAUGAAUAGUAAUACAAAUAAAGAGAUCAAAGUCACAUUUCAUCUUAAAGCACCUUUAGGAAGUGAAAAAGAAAGAACUGCUGGGGGCAUUUGUACAAAGUCAAAUAGUGAUAUUUCUAAAAUUAAAACUAAUGAAAACCAAGAAGAAUUUGAAAUCGACAGACGAAAAACCCAUCAAAUUGGGCAAGAUUUAGCUGGAGAUAAUAAUAGGAAGACUCUAAGAAUCUCUGAAAGUGAUCAAAUAUUUGUAUCUGAAGAAAAUGCCUUGUCAAAGUCUGCCCAUACUUGUAUUUCUAAUAAAAACCGUGAUUUAGAUAAAAUUAAAUUAGACAAAGCUGUGGAAGAAAAAGGUAAAGUAAAUUAUCUAGGAUUAGACAGAAUGGAACAAAUACAAGCCCCUGAAAAUUGUAAGAAGAUAUUGAAAUAUGGAGCAAUUAGUGCAGAAAAUAAAUCAGUUGGGAAAAGAUUUCAGUGUAAAACAUGUUUAACAACUUUUUUGAGACAAGGGCAUUUAAAAAAUCAUAUGAAAACUCAUUUGGAAAUCUUAACAGAACUAAAACGUGUGCCAGAAACUUUCAGAAGUGAUUCAAAACACUUUCCAGAGGACAGUCUGACUAAGAAGGAAAAAGUUAGUGUGUAUAAAGAUGGUAUGUUAGAAAAGGAAACACCUCGGAUAUCCACAGAAAAGGAAAUAUCCCAGUUAUCCUCAGAAAAGGAAAUGCCUAAUUUAUCCAAAGAAAAGGAAAUACAGUUGUCCACAGAAAAGGAAAUUUUUCAGUUAACUAGAGAAAAGGAAAUACCUCAAGACUCCAAUGCUGAUUCUGGAAAGAAAAUUAACAACAUCUCCAGCAAUGUUUUGACAUGUGAGUUUUGUGGAAUGUCAUUUAAGACACCAGGGAAUUUGACCCGGCAUAAACUUACCCACAGUAUGAAUGUAGAUAGAAAGGUGAGGGGAAGAUUCCAAUGUGAUGACUGUGACAAAAGCUUCUUGCAGAAAUGUGAUUUAAAGAGGCAUGUUAUAACUCAUUCCGGAACGUUUCCAUUUACAUGCUUAGUCUGUAAAAAAGGUUUCAUAAGGCAAAGUGAUUUAAAUGUUCACCAAAAAUUUCACACUCAAGAAAAACAGUUCAGAUGUGGUUUGUGUUCAAAAUCUUACUUCCAGACAGGUGACUUAUCUAGACAUAUGAGAAAGAGUCAUGCUGAUAUGUGUCCGUUUACGUGCCAGCAGUGUAACCAGAAAUAUACUACACAGAAAUCACUCUACCAUCACAUCAACACCAAACAUUGACCCUGGCAGAGCUUUGACUGAUUACCCGAGUUUAUCUAAAAGUUCAUAAUGAUAAACAUACUUAUAUCUGGUGAAAAAUGCAGGUUAUAUAAACACAAACAAGAGAAAACAUUAAAAGUUGUAAUUAUAAUGAUGUGGGAUCUAGAGAAUACAUAUAGAAUAUUUGUUUGUUUUGAGCAAACAUGCAAUAUAUCACACUUAGAACGAAGAAGUGAGAAAAUUGUAAUAUUGAGGAGCUAGCUCAGGUGAAAAUGUGGAUAUUUUCUCAUUUCUAGGUGACAUAUAUAACAUAUUCAUGAAAAAACAAACAUUUUCUUUAAAUUUUUAUGCCUACAUGUAAAAAGUGAAGAGGAACAAUUUUCAGAUCUUAUUUUUUGUGAAAGCUCCGUAAACAGACUCGCAUGAAGAAGAUGAUGUCAGUACAACUGCCUACAAGCACUGCAUAAACAAAAGUUGUUCAGGUGUAAAGUUAUUAUUGUGGACAAACUUUUAACAGUUUUUGAGAGAUAAUGCCAUAAGGACAAAACCCAACAAUUGAUUUUAUAUCAAUUUACAGAAUCCUUAACAAUAAAAAUGUAUGCCAACUAAAAG